UGGGGAUUCCCGCGGCCCUGGCCACUACCCGGCCUGCCCCGCGGCAAGAUGGCGGCCUGAAGGCAGCGGGCAGCGGCGGAAAGCUGAGCUCAGCCUUGCCACAGCGCCCAUAGCAGCAUCUGCCCCCAUUUCACUGAAGACUCAGGGGCCCCAGGGACUGGAAGAAAUCACAGUGCCUGCUUGGAAAGAAGAAGAGGUAGCGACUUGCCCCAGCCCAACCCCAGAGCGGUUGGACCCACUGUCUCUUUGUGGAGGAUCUGCACUGAUUUGGGCUGCUGGCCUGAUGCUAGAGAAAUGACGCACAACUUCUGGUUUGUAGAGAUUUUACAGCGAUACAAAGAAAAGACUGCAAGCAUCAACCCAGCGCUAUGGCGCAGUGGGUUAACACCCUGGCCGGAAGCGUCGACAUCCCAUAUGGGCGCCAGAUCUAGUCCCGGCUGCUGCUCUUCUGAUCCAGCUUUCUGCUGUGGCCUGGGAAAGCAGUUGAAGAUGGGCCAAGUCCUUGGGCCCCUGCACCCACAUGGGAGACCUGGAAGAAGGUCCUGGCUCCUGGCCUCAGAUCGGCGCAGCUCUGGCUAUGUGGCCAGUUAGGGAGUGAACCAUCGGAUGGAAGACCUCUCUCUCUGCUCUGCCUCUUUCUCUGCCUCUUCUCUCUCUGUGUAACUCUGCCUUUCAAAUAAAUAAAUAAAUAAAUCUUUAAAAAAUACUAAAAAAAAAAAAAAGACUGUAAGCAUCAUCAGUGAGCAACCCAUGCAGCAUAAGAUUGUCGGUGCUGUUGCCCAUCUUGGCGCGUCCUAACAGAUGGAUCGCAGUGUGCUGGCCUUCUCCAGUCUUGCCUUUCUGUGCCCUCAGAGCACUCAGCACACUGUAGUGUAAGUGGCUGUGUAAGAUCUCCUGUCCCUGAAGCUUCUGGCAGGGGAGGUCUUUACUGCAGGCUGAGCGGUUAGGCCCUCCGUGGGAAGUGCUGAGCAAUCCUGGGUACUACGUGACCCAGCCCAGUCCUUCUUCCGAGAUGAAAGCAGAUGGGCUGUAUCUGGCAAAACCUCUGCGUCCUUAGGAAGGAAGGUUCUGCAUGAACAGUAGGUGACAGCGUUGACAAGAGCAUUACUAAUUCUUUUCCAGGGUUGCAUGUGGCUAAGUGAUCUUCCAGGUGCUUGGCUUCAGCGCUCUCCCUUUUUAGCCUUUUAAAUAUUGUAAUAACACAUCCCUAGACCAGCAGGAAAGAGUUAAAAGAAGAGAUGAGGUACACAGUGGUUAGGAUCUGUACUUGCAUAAUUGGCAUCUGUUAAUAAGUCUUUGGCUACUGGGCGUCCUUGUUGCUGAUCUUUAAGCUCUUGGUGCUGGCUUGGACCUGCCUGCUUUUCUGGUUGGAUCACUAGUCCCAUCUAGGUGUGCUCUGUGCUCACAGCCAGGGUUUGCUACAGCCUGUUAAUGCCCAAAUGAAUGAAAAGGAUGAAACCAAUAGCUGAAAGGGGAGUGAAGGUGUUUUUUUCCCUGGGAUCCACCCUUGCCCCUUGAUGUGGGAGCACGCAGUGCUUUUUGGCCUGGUCUGGCCAUGAAUUGAAGGGUGGGGCUUCUUUGUUAGUUACUGUCCUUUUUAUUUUUUUAAAAAAAUAUAUUGAGAGGUAGAGUUUCAGAGAGAGAAGGAGAGACAGAGAGAGGUCUUCUAUUCACUGGUUAAUUCCUCAAAUGGCUACAAUGGCUGGAGCUGUCCCAAUCCGAAGCCAGGAGCCAGGAGCUUCCUCCGGGUUUCCCACACCAGUGCAGGGGCCCAAGGACUUAGGGCCAUUUUGUACUGCUUUCCCAGGCCAUGGUAGAGAGCUGAAUCAGAAGUGGAGCAGCCAGGACUUGAACCAGUGCCACAGGCAGAGGCUUAACCUACUAUGCCACAGCCCCAGUCCCAGCCCCAGUUAUUGCCUUUUUAAAAAUUUAUUUUCUGGGGCUGGCAUUGUGGCAUAGCAGGGAAAGCCUUUGCCUGCAACACUGCCAUCCCACAUGGGUGCUGGUUUGCUUCCUGACUGCUCCACUCCAGAUCCAGCUCCCAACUAAUAGCCUGGGAAAAACAGCAGAAGAUGGCUCAAGUGUUUGGACCUCUGCCAAGACCCGGAUGAAGCUCCUGGCUUCAGCCUGGCCUAGUACCAACCAUUGCAGUCAUCUGGAGAAUAAACCAGCUGAUGGAAGAUUUCUCCAUCUCUGUCUCUUACCCUCUCUGUAACUCUGACUUUCAAAAAAUACAUUAAAAUUUUAUUUUUAUUUGAAUGGCAUGGAGGGAAACAUAUUCCAUCUGCUGGUUUACUUCUCCAGUGUCUGCUAGGAACUCUAACCAGGUCUCCCAAGUGGGUGGUGGAGACCCAACUACUUGAGCUGUCACCUGCUGCCUCCCAUAGUGCACAUUAGUAGGAAGGUGUAUCAGCAACAAAGGCAUUGAGGCUGACACCAGGCACUCUGUGGUGGGAGGAAGGUGUCCCAGGUGGCACUGCGCCAGACUGCCCCUCCGUUAGUCACCACCUUGUAAGUGUGUGAGGUGACAGAGUCUGUAAAGGGCAGGGAGCUUUGCACCAGCCCCUGAGGGAGGGGCUGUCUCCCAUUAUGUCUGCCUAGACCCACACGCUCUGAGUACUUCAGCAUUUAUCAGUAGCUCAUCAUUUUUGUGUACCUGUAGACAUUCCUCAGCAUGUAUCACUUUUUUUCUAAAGAUUUAUUUAUUUGAAAAGCAAGGUUACAGAGAGAGAGAGAACACGUGUGUGCGCGCGCGCUUCUAUCUGUUGGUUUACUCCCUAAAGGCUGCAGUAGCUGGGGGUUGGCCAGGCUGAAUUCAGGAGCUUCAUCUGGGUCUCCCAGGUGGGUGCAGGUGCCCAAGUAUUUCUGCCAUCUUUCAGUGCUUUCCCAGGCCAUUAGCAGGGAGCUGGAUUGGAAGUGGAGCAGCUGAGACUGGAACCAGUGCUCACAUGGGAUGCUGACAUUGCGGGUGGGGCUUUACCCACUGUGCUACAACACUGGCCCCCAAAAUGUAUCACUUUUAAAAAGCCCCUUCCUUGAUACGAAUGCACAGUGUUCGGCUUGCUCUGUGCGCUGAACAGGUAACCGGGAAUUGAGCGGUGCUUGUGGGAACCCUGGGGCGGUGCCCAGCGUGGUGGGCUGUCCCGGGCUUGGCUGCCUGGGAGGGCUGCUGCAGAAGCUUUUCCAAAGGUCUCUCCAGCAGGCACCCUGGCCGUCCUGAGGCGCUGCUUUUGAUUCUGAGAUGAAACUGGCAGGCAUGGGAAUCAGGGUGGGUGUCAGGGCAUCAGCUUUCUCAUCUCGUGUGUGCUUCCCCCUCCUUUUACUGUUGGCUGAGAAAAGAGAAAAAUGACCUCAUUUCCUAACUCCUAUUUUAGUGCACCAAGAGUCCCUGAUUUCUGAAACCUUGAAUUAUCCAGGUCACUUGCUGUUCUACCUUUUGAAAGCAAACCAGCUCCAGCUGGUGUCUUUGGAGUUUCCCUGUGAGUGGGGAUUCUGAAGGUCACCUGUAGGGGCCAGGCAUCAGAUCAGUGUAGGGAAGAGACGGGGUCUACAGAAAGUUUUCAUCUUUCUCUCCUGGACAGUUGUGUCUUCUCCAUGGUCAGAUGUUAGCCUUGGUUUUGCUCUGGGUCAGAGCAAUAUGGGGAGCCAGAUGGAUGUGUAGGCAGUUGGGAAGCUAUUGGAGGCAUCUCCUCUCUGUAUUAAUCUUGACCUGAGACGUGGGAGGAGGGCUAGACCCACAUGGGCAGUGUGGUGAAAAUUCUCCCUUUUCUGCUCCAAGUCAUCACAGAGCCUGCAGAGCUUCCCAGAACAGGAGGGAGACCCCUGUCCUAUCUUCUUCCUGCCAACAUCUUGCCAUCAGCAGUGUUUGCAGAUGUGUGUGUUCUAGGUUGCCUGUCCUGCUGCCGCAGGGCACACAGCUUGUGGGGUCACCAGGACUCCACUGCUGUGAACACAUUUGCCAUCUGUAAGCCAGGAUGUGUCCCCUCUCCCAGGGUGGUUCUGGAGGCUUCUGGAAAGAGUUGCUUCUGCUUGUGCUGAUGGGAAAACUAGCCUUCGUGGGCAGUAGUCUCUGCAGGGGUUUGGGGAGCCUGGCUAUAGCCUUUGUCCUCCCUUGGCAUGUUCUUCUGGGGCUGGCUCCGUGGAAACUGUCAUGCCCCUGGCCCUUUCAGAAACUGUAAGGUGGCAGUGUGCCACCUCUCACCCUGACUGGACCAGGUCACACACUGGCCCAUUGUACUGGACUUUCUGACGCAGCUCUUGUCAAAGGCCCUGAUCCCAGGCUGGUUGUCUCCCAGCCCCUUCCAUCUGUGGAGCUGUGGGGUUGCUGGGAUGGACUCUGCUGGCACGGGCACAGGAUGGGGGCAGCUGCAGCUGGGGGCUGGCUUUGUUCUCACAACUCAGCUUUCAGAGCCCUGGUGCAGCCUGGCAGCAGUGUUUGGGGAAUAGGCGAGACGGGAGCUAUGCCCCCUUCCACAGCAGCUGGCCUUUCUGUUCACCAGCCAGAGAGCUUUGUUGACCCCUUGUUCUGGGGUCAGUGAGUUUGACUCACUGUUGGCAGGAGUGUGCUCCACAUCCACCUGGCUUGAUUUCCGGGUGGGAAGAGGUGAUGAGGGUCUAGGGGUCAGUCUGGAGGUGCUUCCCUUGUAAGGAGAGCACAGUACGCCCCCAGGAAUCCUGCAGGUUGGCGUUCUUCUUUCUCUCUGCAGCUCUGGAGUGGGGCUGCUCACAAACCCAGCUGUCUGUUUAUGCGGAGUACCUGGAGUGCGUCUGCCAUGCAUCUGUCACUGCCCACACUAACCAGGAGAGACUCACUAACCCUGUGAGUCUGACCUGGCCAGCUAACCUGCCUUGGGCUACUGCCGGUGGUGUCUUUAUCCUGCGUUCCUCCCCUAGCUUACACCGUGCCGUCUCCUCUGCUCCCAUGGCCAAGAGAGAGAUUUCCUAGGCAUGGCCACGCGCCAGCUUGCAGCUGGACCCCACACCACCCUAUCAGCAUGUGCCCCCCACUUCUCCCUUAAGACAGGGGUGGUUACAGCUUCUGUUCUGCUCAUCACAGCAUCUGAGAACAUACUCGGUUGCCAUGUUGCUGUACCUGUUGCCUCAGAGGCGGACAGAACUAGAGUUGGAAGGCACUUCCUGUCUAGACCAGGUGGCUAGAAGAUUGGAUGAUUAGUCAUUAUUCUCAGUGCAGGAUAAGAAGUUAGGAUCAACUGCAGGGUUCUCUUUGGGGUUGGGGAGAUUGAAGAACACUUUGGCCUGAGUGAAAAAUGCAGCUACUUAAAUGGAAAGCUGGAGCCCUGAACCUAGCACCCAUUUGAGACAUAGCUCCUAUGGGUGACCGUUGCUCUGGGAGGUGGAAGGGGUGGAGUUUGGCCCCCCACUCCCUUCCACGUCUGGAGCUUCAGUUGGACUUUAGCCGAUAAGAGCUGGGAAGAAGGGUGCCUCGACCAAGGGAGCAUGACCUGGUUGGCCUCAGAUUGGGAGACUGGAUCUGUUGGCUAGAGGAAGUGGAGGGGCCGUGGGAUGCGGAGAGCCGAGGGCUGACUGCCGGACAGCGGAACAGAGCAAGCUGCCGACACACAGACGCAGGUGGUGGAGGAGCCCUGACCUCCCAGAAUGACCAGUGCGGCCCCUGCUAAGAAACCUUACCGGAAGGCACCACCGGAGCAUCGGGAGCUGCGGCUGGACGUUCCUGGAGCCCGCCUUGAGCAGGAGGAGACCCUGACUGACGCAGAGAGGAUGAAGCUCUUGCAGCAGGAGAAUGAAGAGCUUCGCCGACGUCUGGCCUCAGCCACCAGACGCACCGAAGCCCUGGAGCGUGAGCUGGAAAUCGGGCAGGACUGCCUGGAGCUGGAGUUGGGCCAGAGCCGCGAGGAGCUUGACAAGUUUAAGGACAAGUUCCGCAGGCUGCAGAAUAGCUACACGGCUUCCCAGCGAACCAACCAGGAGCUGGAGGACAAGCUGCACACGCUGGCCUCUCUCAGCCACAGCUGGAUUUUUGCAAUCAAGAAGGCUGAGAUGGAUAGGAAGACGCUGGACUGGGAGAUUGUGGAGCUGACCAACAAGCUGCUGGAUGCCAAGAACACCAUCAAUAAGCUGGAGGAGCUCAACGAGCGGUACCGACUGGACUGCAACCUGGCUGUGCAGCUCCUCAAGUGCAACAAGUCCCACUUCCGCAACCACAAGUUUGCUGAUUUGCCCUGUGAGCUCCAGGACAUGGUUCGGAAACAUCUGCACAGUGGUCAGGAGGCUCCCAGCCCGGGCCCUGCUCCCAGCCCGGCCCCAGGGGCCGUGGUGCCUACGUCGGUCAUUGCACGGGUGUUGGAGAAGCCAGAGUCUCUACUGCUCAAUUCAGCCCAGUCUGGCAGCGCUGGGCGCCCCUUGGCCGAGGACGUCUUUGUGCACGUGGACAUGAGUGGGGGCGCCUCGGGUGACCCGGCCAAUCCCCUGGCCCCUGGCAGCCCCACCCCCCAACCCAAUGGGGAGUGUCGCUCCCUGGGUACUACGGGGGGUUCCCCAGAAGAGGAGCUGCCCCUACCAGCUUUUGAGAAGCUGAGCCCAUAUCCUACCCCUUCUCCACCACACCCGCUGUACCCUGGCCGCAGAGUGAUAGAGUUUUCUGAGGAUAAGGUUCGGAUCCCCCGGAACAGCCCCCUGCCCAACUGCACGUACGCUACCCGCCAGGCCAUUUCGUUGAGCCUGGUGGAGGAAGGCAGUGAGCGGGCCCGCCGCAGCCCCGCGCCCAGCACCCCCACCUCAGCCCAGGCCUCACCGCAGCGCCAGCCGGGCCCAGCCCCCCCAGCGCUCAGCGCCCCAGGCAGCGCUGCCAGCUCCGAGGAGGACCUGCUGGCCAGCUGGCGGCGGGCAUUCGUGGACCGCACCCCGCCCCCUGCCGCCGCGGCCCAGCGCACAGCCUUCGGACGGGACGCGCUCCCCGAGCUGCAGCGCCAUUUUGCCCUUAGCCCUGCCGACGGAGAUGAGGUGCUUCACGCACCCUCUUCUCCACCCGACGAGAGUGGGCUUUUGCUGAGCACAGAACGUGACUCUGGCUUUCCCCUGGAGGAGGAGGAGGAAGAGCUGAACCUGCCCAUCAGCCCUGAGGAAGAGCGCCAGAGCCUACUGCCCGGUGAUAGGGACACUGAGGAGGGGCCUGACACCUGCCAAACCGAGGGCAGGGCCUGGCCUCUCCCCAGCUCCAGCCGCCCCCAGCGCAGCCCCAAGAGGAUGGGGGUGCACCACCUGCACCGCAAGGACAGCCUGACCCAGGCCCAGGAGCAGGGCAACCUCCUCAACUAGGGCCCUGCUGGCCUUCCUGUCACUGCUGCACUGCGGCUGCGCGAGGAGGCCCUGGGCCCUUGCAGCUCUGGUCCCCAGCCCAAGCCCUGGAACUCCUCCCUCUCCAGUCCCGCACAGCCCUGUGGCCUGUGUGGGUGGGGUCAGGUGGAGGCCGUACCAAGCCUUUAGCUGCACUGACUGGCACCAGCUUGCCUCAUCCGUGGUUUUUUUCCUUGCCUUUCUGGAACAUUUAUUCUCCAAAGGUAACACGCGGUUGUUCGCAAGCCCUUUCUGCCCCUCGGGGUACCCCAGGUUGCGCCACUCUGGGGAACAGGGGGGCUUCAUCAGUGUUCCCCCUCCAUCCUCCCUUCAUGACCAUGAGCUUUGGUUUUGGGGGUGACAUUGGGGUUAUUAACCUCUAAUUUCCGUUUUCUGCCUGUCUCCCUCUCCCCUAAAUCCUGCUCCAGGGGCCUGGCCUGGCUGGCCUUGGGGACGAGGGAGGGACUGACUCAGGGCUCCCCUCAGCUGCUUCCCUCCCCGCUCUGGAAGGCAGGGUGGGGCUCAGGGACCCCCAGCUAGGCCCUGGGUGAGGCCUGGCCCCCUCCCAACCUUGGCUCUAGACUGUUACUCCCAGCUUUGGGAAAUUUUCAUGUGGAUGACUAUUUUAAAAUCAAAUAAAACUAUUUUGCCGGUAUUGCCUAA
Messenger RNA from Oryctolagus cuniculus (rabbit), 7977 nucleotides. NCBI's taxonomy places the organism in Eukaryota, Metazoa, Chordata, Mammalia, Lagomorpha, Leporidae. The record is from RefSeq and is a predicted model, not a curated record.